GUGUGUGUGCACAGCAUUAGACAGCAGCAGUAACAGCAGCAACCAUGGCCGACAAAAAGGUAGCCGAACAGUACUAUGCCCCACCGCCCAAGCUGGGCAAAUGGGAAGGAUUUAGGACGUUCCUGUGGAACAGCGAAACCAGCCAAUGCCUUGGCCGUACCGGAUCCAGCUGGGCGAAAAUCCUCUUCUUCUACGUGUGCUUCUAUGCUGCCCUGAUCGGAUUCUUUGCCGCGAUGCUGGCAGUGUUCUGGCAGACGCUAGACAUGCAGAUGCCCAAAUAUCAACUGGACAGUUCGUUGAUUGGUUCGAAUCCAGGUCUGGGCUUCCGACCAACACCUCCAGAGUACCAGAAUGUGGAGAGUUCGUUAAUCUGGUACCGAGCCUCCGACAACGGAAACGUUGGCAUCUGGACCAAACUUAUCGAUGAGUUUUUGGAGCCUUACACACUAGAGGAAGAUAACCGCGUUGAUUGCUCGUUCGACAAUCCGCCACCGGAGGGCAAGGUUUGCAAAGUUCCUAUGACUAACUGGUCUCCGUGCGUCAAGGAUAACCGAUACAACUUUAAGAAGAAGAGCCCGUGCAUAUUCUUGAAGCUCAACAAGAUCUACAACUGGGUACCGGAUAUGUACAAUACCUCGACCAACUUGCCGGAAAAAAUGCCCGACGAUCUCAAAGAGCACAUCCGUGGUGAGGAAGCUCGAGGAAACAAAAACACUAAUGUAGUUUGGGUUUCCUGCGCCGGUGAAAACCCUGCCGAUAAUGAGCACAUCGGUGCUAUUCAAUACAUCCCGCGUCGUGGAUUCCCCGGAUAUUUCUUCCCGUACAAGAACGUUGAUGGAUAUCUGCCACCAGUAGUAGCGGUCUAUUUCGAAAAACCAAAGACUGGCGUGCUCAUCAACAUCGAGUGCAAAGCCUGGGCCCGCAACAUCAUGUACGAUCGGGCUGAGCGAAGAGGGUCCGUUCACUUCGAGCUGAUGAUCGAUUAAAUCGGUGGCUCGAUCGUAACAGUUUGAAG
Molecule: messenger RNA, 1015 nt
Organism: Anopheles maculipalpis
Lineage: Eukaryota; Metazoa; Arthropoda; Insecta; Diptera; Culicidae
Gene: nrv3
Product: sodium/potassium-transporting ATPase subunit beta-2
Exons: 7
Coding region: 45-986 (313 amino acids)
Biological process (GO): potassium ion import across plasma membrane; intracellular sodium ion homeostasis; sodium ion export across plasma membrane
Cellular component (GO): sodium:potassium-exchanging ATPase complex
Molecular function (GO): ATPase activator activity
Source: RefSeq, a predicted model, not a curated record